UGGAACAGGUGGAACAGUUGGUACAGGUGGAACAGUUGGUACAGGUGGAACAGGAGGAAAAGGUGGAACAGUUGGUACAAGUGGAACAGGUGGCACAGGUGGAACAGGUGGAACAGUUGGUACAAGUGGAACAGUUGGUACAGGUGGAAUAGUUGGUACAGGUGGAACAGGUGGAACAGUUGGUACAGGUGCAACAGGAGGAACAUUUGGUACAGGUGGAACAGGUGGUACAGGUGGAACAGUUGGUACAGGUAGAAGAGGAGGGACAGUUGGUACAGGGUGAACAGGUGGAAAAGUUGGUACAGUUGGUACAGGUGGAACAGGAGGAACAGUUGGUACAGGUGGAACAGGUGGUACAGGUGGAACAGUUGGUACAGGUGGAACAGGUGGUACAGGUGGAACAGGUGGAACAGGUGGAACAGGAGGAACAGUUGGUACAGGUGGAACAGUUGGUACAGUUGGUACAGGUGGAACAGGUGGAACAGUUGGUACAGGUGGAACAGGUGGUACAGGUGGAACAGUUGGUACAGGUAGAAGAGGAGGGACAGUUGGUACAGGUGGAACAGGUGGAACAGGUGGAAAAGUUGGUACAGGUGGAACAGUUGGUACAGUUGGUACAGGUGGAACAGGU
This is a messenger RNA of Porites lobata, 631 nucleotides long. Lineage: Eukaryota; Metazoa; Cnidaria; Anthozoa; Scleractinia; Poritidae. The record is from the annotation of a GenBank genome assembly.